AUGUUUGUUGGUGGGUUUCUUCGGGGUCUGCCGGCUACUUUUUCUUGCAAGGCAAGUUGUGGCUCUGAUGAGGAACUGUUGAAGGCUGUAGAAGAAAUCGAGUCGGUAUCGACUAAGAGGAAAAAACCCAAUGAAGACUUAUCCGAUGAGGAAUUGUUGAAGUCUAUUCCGCUAUUCGAAUUUGAUUUUCGUUCUGAUGAAAUGAAGGCCAUCGAUAUAAACCAGCAACGAAAAUCUGCUCGAGUGUUCUUCAGCUCACCGUUUGGAGGACUGGAAGAGGAAAGGGAGGAAUUAACGAAGAAAUACUGGCCUCAGUUGUCGUCCAUGUGCAAGAGGGCCGGAUAUGAGUUUGUGCCGGUUGAUAUGAGAUGGGGAAUAACAUCUGAGAUGUCAUCUAACGCGGCUACCAUUGAGAUCUGUCUUCGUGAAAUGGAUCGGUCUGAUAUGAUCGUGGGUUUCUUUGGUCAACGUUAUGGUUGGCAUGGAUUUGAUAAUCUAUUGCAGAAAAGUUUUGAUGUUGCAGCUGUUAAGUAUCCCUGGUUGAACGACUACCGCGAGCGAGCCGUGACCGAGUUAGAAUUUUUACAUGGUCACCUAAGAAACCCUGGGAAGAGAGCUGCUUGCUUCUUCUUCAGAGACAAGUCCUACGACGACUUGAAGCUACAGCUAGCUGAAGAAGCUGGUGAUAAAAGACAGGCGAGGAAGUUUCUUUCAUCGACAGAUGGGCCUAAGGCUGCGGAGUUUUUAGCGGAUUUGAAGAGGAGAGUUCUCGAAACUAAAGACAAAUGCUUGGCUGUCCAUAUGAACUACAAGAAUCCACAAGAAGGAGCCAGGCUAAUGUACGAGACAAUAGAGAAGUUUCUGAAAGAAGAGAUCCUAGUUCGCUCUGUUCAGAAGCUUUCCCCUUUAGAAGAGGAGCGCCUUCAACAUGACCUGUUUAGGGUCAGCAGACUUGCUAUGGGCGGUGUGUUUGUGGGCGGGGAAGACUAUUUACAAAAGAUUGAUGAUCACGUCAAUUUGCAAAGCAAAGAGGGGAGUCCUAAAUAUCUUGUUGUGACGGGAGAUGGAGGUUCUGGAAAAUCAUGUUUGUUGGGAAGCUGGUCCUUGCACCACCAAGAAAAAUUUCCCAACGACGCUGUUGUUUAUCACUUUGUGGGUAGUUCUAGUGGAAGCACUGAGCCAAGGAAGAUACUGAAGCGCCUCCUGGAUGAGCUUAUCAGCUGGUUCAAGCUAAAGAUGUCUAACCAGAAGGAAUCACGUAAAGAGAACUUCACAGGAACUGGUGGUGGAGAUAUUCGCAUUCUUAUCGAAGACCUGUCGGAAACCGUCACGAAUAUUACUAAAGCAGGCUUCCGCACUAUCAUCUUAAUUGAUGCUCUUAACAAAGUCGAUGACAUUGGAAAAACCAACAAGAUAUUACAUUGGCUUCCAAGAGCACUGCCAUCCAAUGCAUACCUCAUAGCAUCGGUAAUUUCUGCCGAAGUCCAAAUGGUCACUGAACUCACUGAAGAAAGAGGUUAUGCUACCAUCAAUAUGGCGUCAUUAACUGAAAAGGAAAGGGAACAAAUUGCAGUAGCAACCCUAAAAGUCCGAGGAAAAGCUUUAUCGUCCGAGCAAAAGAAGAAAGUUGUACAUAAGACGCAAACAGAAAACCCUCUGUACCUGAAAAUUUUACUGGAGGAAUUGUGCAGCUUUGGAGAGUUCUUUCAACUAGACGCACAUCUUGAUUCCUUACUGGAAACGAAAGAUACAAAAGAACUCUUUUAUAAAUGUUUACAGCGGCUAGAAGUGGACUAUAACCCUAAAGAAUAUGAUGGGAAUCUGGUCAAAGACGUGAUGUGCUGUAUAUUGGUGGCUCGACAAGGACUUUCUGAGACAGAGAUCAAGUCUAUCCUCAAGAUAACGGACCAAAUGUGGUCUACCCUUUACUUCGCCAUAGAAGAGUUCAUUUUGGAGCGAUCAGGGAUUUACAGGUUUACCUAUGACGAAUUAUCACAAGCGGUUAAAGAGAAAUAUUGCAUGGACAAGUCAACUACCAUUCAUUACAUCAUAUUAUUGGUGGAUUAUUUUGGAGCAAGACUAAGGGAGAAAGAUUUGGUUUACGAUACUACAAUACCAGACCGCAUUUACACGGAGCUCCCGUGGCUUUUAGUAAAGUGUGGAGAGAAAGAUCGUCUUAUCAAGUGUCUCACAACUGCUUCGAUAUUCUGGUCACUCUUCAGCGAUGAAAAUAAGUACGACCUGGUUAGCUACUGGAACGCAACCGGUUUAACAGGAGAAGAAAUAACAGCUUUAUAUCAAAAGACGCUUAAUGAUCAGCUUGCACUUUUGUAUCUCAAAGAACAAGAGAAAGGAGGAGAAAUGAUCGAUGCUGUUAAAAAGCUUGCCACGUUAGCGUUCCAAAUGUCUGUGUACCAAGGUGAUGCAGGGAAUAUGACAGCUGUUGAACCACUUCUCCAGAGAGCAUUGUACCUGCAGAAGUCAGCUUAUUCAGAAGAAGAGAUCCGUCGAGAUGCAAAAGUAGCAAUGGAUUAUUGUGAAAUGGCCAAUGCAUUAGCUUGCCUGCUUGUGGAUACCGAGCAUUUUGAUGAAGCCGAACCUUUGCACAGGGAAGUCCUCGAGCUCAGCAAAAAGUUUGCCGAUGAAUGGCCAAAUGGGUGGUCAAGAGUAGCAACUUCAUUAAACGGUCUAGGAGUGCUACAUUACAAGACGAGCAAAUUCCAAGAGGCUUUGGAAUAUUACAAUAAAUGUCUUGAGCUUCACCGACAAACCUUGGAACCGACCCAUCAUCUGAUCCCCGACACAAAGAACAACAUUGGUGCUUUGUAUAAGUCUAUGGAACGUUGGGAGGACUGUGCCAAAAUUCUCGAGGAAGCCCUAGAAAUGUACGAAGAAGCAUAUUUUGGCCAGCUUCCGCCUGAUGUGGGUGGUACCUUGUUGAAUCUUGGUAUGGCUUACUUGAGGAUUUACGACAGGAGCAAAGCUGAGCCAUUGUAUCUAAGAGCUUUGGACAUCCGCACUAAAGCUUAUGGACCGAACCAUCAUGACGUAGGUCAGACGUUACUUAGUUAUUCUUCCUUUCUACUCAAUUUGGAUGCUAUCAAGUCAGCUGAAACCGCCAUACGAGCGGCGGAAAUCUUAGAGAAAUCUUUAGGUCCAGAACAUAUUUUUACAUUGAACGCUCAGGAGAAUGUAGCGCUCGGCUAUGCAGUGGCUGGAAAAUUUGGUGACGCUCAUCCGUAUUUCAAGAAAGCAGGAGUGACCAAAUACCGAAAGGGUCAAAUGAAUACGUCAAUUCCUCCGCUGAACGCAGGCAUGGCAGAUUAUUACCUCAACAACGGCCAUCAUGAGGAGGCAAGACAGUUAUUCGAAAGACUGGUAGGCACAGAUUUUGCCUCAGACAGAGAUUUCGCUGCUCUAGACUUUUUAGAUGAAGAUCUACUUGGAGAUAAAAGGCCUACGAGACCAUAUGAGGAAACGGUGGAACAUGGCAUUGAAAAGUUCCCCAAAAGCGCAAUGAUUUUUGGGCGAUUGCUUCCAAAAUUAGCUAAAAGUGGAGACUCGCAGAGAACGUUAAUGAUUUUAGGAAAAGGUGAUUUUGGUCCCGAGAAGUACAAUGAGUCAUAUCUGAGUUUUAUUGAAAAUCAGCACAGGAAACAAGGCCUUGAUGUAAUCCAGUCUGCGCACGAGAAAUUUCCAAGUGAUACGAUAAUUCUUGAGAACUUAGCAAAGUGCCACGCCUUUUAUGAGGACUUCGUUACAGCCUCAACGUACUUUAAAAAGCUACUCAACUUGAAACCCGAUGAUGCCAGUGUCAUGGCUACUUAUGGGAGAGUUUUAGCUAUGACAGGAAAGACAGAAGAAGCCAAAAAAAUGUUCGAAAAAGGAUUAAACUGCGCCGAGGCUCAAAAUGAAAAACAACUCAUUGAGCAGUUCAAAGUGAAUUUAAACCUCCUAAACGAGAUGUAAGUACGAAAGCAACAGAAUAACCUUGGGUCCAGAAGUAUAUGGACACGUAACAAUCCAAGCGGACGCGGAAUACAUGUCGCUGAAGUGAAACAAUGCGGGCACACUGAGACCACAACACUGGCGAACGUCAUCCAAAAGGCCCAAGGCCCGACAUCUUUUUUUAAACCCAUAAGGUUAUCAGCCUAAGUGCCAUUACACCGAGCUGUGAAGGCGAAUGACAAAAACAAAACUAAAUUACAGACAAGCAUAGUAACUUUAGUAUGAUUAGAAAGAAAUAGCUAAAAUAAACCCAAGUACUGAUUACGCAAAAACCGCUACAAAGAGAGAACGAAGAAAGACGAGAUGAAUAUGUAAAAGAGGUAAACCAGGAAAGAAAAUUCAAUUCCCUGAUUCAUCAGUAAAUUAGGUCCUGAAACCAGCAAGGAAGGUAUGGUUUUGUGAAUUGGAGCCCAAAAAAUCGCAGAGUAGAAACAAUACCGUAAAGUGUAAAUAGAUCACAUUUUGGGUUUCACAUUGGAUGAAAAUUGUAAAGUGUCUCUUCUAACUUUUAGCAUUAUUAGUGUAAGGGAUAGAAGAACCUAAGUUUCAACUGACACUAUUUCACCCUCAACCCUUUUUGUCAGAAAAAGGAGUGGUUUAGAGUGGAGACACAACCUGAUGUAAAUUUAAAUUCCAUGUGCACGGUGGUGCGGAGGGCAAUUACUCCUAUGUCCUUGUAAAGAAUACAGAAUAAAAUCUAAAACUGUUAGGUUUGCCUAAAUAGUGAGAGAAAGUCCCCAGAAUAAUUAUUUUGACGUACUGUUACUUGUCAAAUUGUUCCUUCUUUGCAAGAUAAGCUUGGAGAGAAUGUAAAACCAUCUUUAAAAAUGUCCUGCGAUGUAUCAUACUUUAUCGACGGCUUUCCUAAUGGCUGACAUUAGUAUGCGAAAUUUUAAAUACUUCAGUUAUUUAGAUUUGUAAAGAGUUCAGUCAACCUUAAAAACCUUUUUACGUCAA
Messenger RNA from Pocillopora damicornis (cauliflower coral), 4965 nucleotides. Its product is annotated as TPR repeat-containing protein DDB_G0287407. Lineage: Eukaryota; Metazoa; Cnidaria; Anthozoa; Scleractinia; Pocilloporidae. Gene Ontology annotation, molecular function: protein binding. Gene Ontology annotation, cellular component: Cul4-RING E3 ubiquitin ligase complex. The record is from RefSeq and is a predicted model, not a curated record.